AUGUAUCGGUCGGAGCGCUGGCCGGAGGAGGAGUCCCCGUCGCGGCGCUCCUCCCGGCGCAGCAGUGGAGGCAGCGCUGCAGGCGGCACCGGGCGGCGCGCCAGUCUGUCGCCGCCCGCCGCCGCCACGCCGCGCCGCAACAAGCCGCAACACCUCGACUUCCUCGUCACAGGGAAACAGAUACUCAAGAAGAGUGACCGCGCGAGCUCCCUCCCGGGCGCGUACCACCGCCGCCUGUCGUCGGAGGGCAGCAAGCCGCGCAAGCUGACGGACUCCCCCCGCCGCGCGCCCCGCCCCCCGCCCGCGCCCUCCAAUACAAGGGACACUUCACUCGAGGACCAUCUCUCAUUGGAUCUGUCGCAGAUCCAGGCGCUGGCGACGUCGACCCCGCGCCCCCCGCGCCCCCAGGCCCGCAGCGCGUCCGUGCAGAGCGCACCACACCGCAUGCGCCGCGCCCCCGCCCCCGCCCCUGCGCCCCUUGAGGUGGAUUAUUCCUCCGUGUCCCCUGAGUACUCCGGCCAGUCCUCCGCCGAGCUCUCGCCCUCGCGCGGCUCACGGGACCAGCUCGUCUCCAGUUGCUGCGUGAGCACGUGGCCGGAGUGCAGCGAGACUGACACGGCCGUGGAGAGCGGCGGGGGCGCGGGGAGCGCGGGGGCGGGGGCGGGGGCGCGCGCGCCCUGCGACGGCGAGUGGUGCUCGUUCUGGGCGAACUACAACAACUCGAUGCCGCACGUGCCGGUGCAGAGCUACUACGACCAGUGCCCCACGCCGUACCGGACCGACACGCUCGACCUGGCCGACUUCACGGAGCCCAGCCUGCCGCCCGACCUGGACAGUCCGCGCCGCGCCCCCGACCGCGACCUGCUCGCCGACAUCAUCCGCCAGCACGGCCUCACUCUGUCGCCGCGCGACACGCAGAGCGUCAUCAAGUGCGCGCACCUGCUCGGCGCAGUGCUCGCGCGCGCCAUCGAGCGGCAAGCGCGCAACAAGCGCAAGCACGACAUGCGCCUCGACCUGCAGGACACCGCGCCCCCCGCGCCCCCCGCGCCCCCCGCGCCCGCCGCGCCCCCCAGCGCCUCCGCCACCACGCAGACCGACAUAUCGCUGCCCAACACCCGCAGCGCGCCGCGCAUCUUCGAGAACAUCCUGCGCCAACUGUCGCGGAGCUCACUCGACGUCGACAAGGACAAAGACAAGGGCGAGGCCGGGCCGGACGCGAGCGCAGACUCGAGCACUGACCCGCCGGGCGAGCAGUGA
Messenger RNA from Spodoptera littoralis (African cotton leafworm), 1257 nucleotides. Lineage: Eukaryota; Metazoa; Arthropoda; Insecta; Lepidoptera; Noctuidae. The record is from the annotation of a GenBank genome assembly.